This is a messenger RNA of Lachnellula hyalina, 1623 nucleotides long. RefSeq names its product Imidazole glycerol phosphate synthase (gene hisHF). The transcript is spliced from 2 exons. Bases 1 to 1623 code for a protein of 540 amino acids. Gene Ontology annotation, molecular function: imidazoleglycerol-phosphate synthase activity; oxo-acid-lyase activity. The record is from RefSeq and is a predicted model, not a curated record. Lineage: Eukaryota; Fungi; Ascomycota; Leotiomycetes; Helotiales; Lachnaceae. Gene Ontology annotation, biological process: L-histidine biosynthetic process.
AUGCCGAAGGUAUACUUGCUAGACUAUGUUGCAGGGAACGUGCGCAGCUUAGUGAAUGCUAUUGAGAAGGUUGGGUACACAGUUCAGUGGAUAAAAUCCCCAGAGGAUAUCGAGAAAGCAGAUAGUCUCAUACUGCCUGGUGUUGGUCACUUCGGCCACUGCAUGUCGCAAUUCUCCUCCGCAGGUUAUCUCCCAGCCAUACGAAAGCACAUCGAAUCCGGUAAGCCAUUCAUGGCAAUAUGCGUUGGUCUACAAGUACUGUUCGAAGGAUCCUCUGAGGACCCGUCUGUCCCUGGACUUGGCAUCAUAAAAGGCACGCUCGAUCAAUUCGACGACACCUCGAAAUCAGUCCCCCAUAUUGGCUGGAAUAGCGCAAACACUGCAGGCAAAAGGGUGUACGGCUUAAGGCCCAGCUCGAAAUACUACUAUGUCCACUCAUACAAGGUUCCGUACCGCGAAGGAGAACUGGAGAGCCAGGGCUGGUCUGUAGCCACUGCAAGAUACGGCGACGAGGAAUUUGUGGGCGCGGUAGCCCGGGGAAACAUAUUAGCGACUCAAUUUCAUCCCGAGAAGAGUGGUGUUGCCGGGCUGAGAGUCUUAAAGGCAUUCUUAGAUGGCACAAAAGAGAGCGCGGACCACGGUCAACUGGCAGUAAAAGAAGGUCUGACGAGGAGAGUCAUUGCGUGCCUAGACGUACGAACAAAUGACCAAGGCGAUCUUGUUGUUACGAAAGGCGACCAAUAUGACGUCCGGGAAAAGGCAGAUGGAGGCGAUGUCCGGAAUCUCGGGAAGCCCGUUGAGAUGGCGAGGAAAUACUACGAACAAGGAGCAGACGAGAUCACAUUCCUCAACAUUACGAGUUUUCGGGACUGUCCAUUGGCCGACUUACCAAUGUUGGAGAUAUUAAGGCGAACAUCAGAAACCGUUUUCGUUCCCUUAACUAUAGGCGGAGGAAUUCGAGAUACUACAGAUACGGAUGGCACAAAGGUUUCCGCGCUCGAAAUUGCAAAGAUGUAUUUCAAAAGUGGAGCGGAUAAGGUAUCAAUUGGGUCAGAUGCAGUCACGGCCGCAGAAGAAUACUACCGACAAGGGAAGCAACUCUUUGGGAAUACUGCAAUUGAGCAAAUAUCAGGCGCGUAUGGGAACCAAGCCGUGGUAGUCAGCGUAGACCCAAAGAGGGUCUACAUAUCUAAGCCGACGGAAACGAAACACAACACAAUCCAAACGAAGUAUCCAGGACCGAAUGGCGAGCAAUCUUGUUGGUAUGCGUGCACAGUCAAAGGAGGACGAGAAACUAGAGAUAUGGACGUGGUGGAAUUGGCGACCGCAGUUCAGGCGAUGGGCUGUGGCGAGAUUCUGUUGAACUGCAUAGACAAGGAUGGAACUAACAGUGGGUUUGAUCUUGAAUUGAUCGACCAAGUCAAGAAUGCCGUCAGCAUACCGGUGAUAGCUUCAAGUGGAGCAGGAAACCCGGGUCAUUUCGAAGAAGUCUUCUCGAAAACGAGAACGGAUGCUGCACUUGGCGCUGGUAUGUUUCACAGGGGUGAAUAUACUGUCAAGGACGUUAAGGACUUCCUUGGCGAGAAAGGAUUAAUGGUCAGGCAGUUCGAAAGCUCAUUAUAG